AUGAAUAGGACUGAAGAAGAAGUGGUGGACAUCAUUGAGGAUGUUGUGAAGUAUUUUAGAGAUUGGCAAGAUGUUGAGAGAGAAACGGUGUACUCGGUUAAUCAUUUGAAUGUAAUUAACAAUCUCUCUUCACAAAUGGCAAACUUGGGGAAGGAAAGUAAUAAUGAUUUUGACAAUAAUGAGAGUGAACAUGUGCACUCUGUAUCAAACAAUAUUAAUAGUGGAACUAAGGAGGGUCUUAAGGAGGUCUUGGUAGAGGAUGAGAGAAACGAUGAAUCUUUGAGUGAGGUUUUGAUUGAGACACCUAGAGAGGUGAGAGUGGAAAAAGAUAUUGUGAAACCCAAGCUUCCAUAUCCACAAAAAUUCAUGAGACAUAAGUUGGAUAAACAAUUUGUAAGAUUUAUUGACAUGUUUAAGCAACUUCAUCUUUCUCUACCUUUUACCGAAGUUGUUACCCAAAUGCCUAAUUUUGCAAAAUUUCUCAAAGACAUUUUGAGUGGUAGAAGGUCUUGUGAUGUGGUGGAGACGGUCAACUUGACCGAGAAUUGUAGUGCAAUAAUAAUGAACAAGAUGCCACCCAAGUUGAAAGAUCCCGGAAACUUCUCUAUCCCUUGUGCCAUUAACAAGAUGAAAAUUAAUAAUGCCUUAUGUGACUUAGGAGCUAGUGUCAGGUUAAUUUCAUUUUCGGUUUAUCAAAGACUUGAGUUAGGUGAACUUAUGCCUUCUAAGAUUACCUUGCAAUUGGUCAAUAGGUCAAUUAAGAUUCCCAAGGGGAAGGUUGAGGAUGUUCCUUUGUGA
Messenger RNA from Chenopodium quinoa (quinoa), 798 nucleotides. RefSeq lists its product as uncharacterized. The transcript has 3 exons. The record is from RefSeq and is a predicted model, not a curated record. Bases 1 to 798 code for a protein of 265 amino acids. Lineage: Eukaryota; Viridiplantae; Streptophyta; Magnoliopsida; Caryophyllales; Amaranthaceae.